AUACUGUAUGACGGACAGUACAAUACAUGUAUUGCACAUGUGCGAGGAAAAUUUCAAAAUGUAGUUUUGAGACUGACUGAGUUGCACAGAAGUCUUACGAACGGCGACACUAGCAGCUCCGCAACCAAGACUUCAAUCACGUUGCCUGGAAAUCACUUGCUUGAACGUAACCAGAGUUCGGGUUCGUAACGGUGUUCUGUGUUUCCGCCUCAUUUCUUAAAAAAAAAAAAAAAAAAAUUGUCGAGUUGCAGUGGAACCAGACGUUUCGAAGCUUGCUUAGCAGCGCCACUUUCUGACGGAAACACCGAACGCAGGCGGACGCACUGACGUGACGUCACGACCCGACUCCGCCUCUCGCCCCGCCCCUCCUUGGCGCCAGUACCGGAAGUUCCGUCGUGAUCUGGGACAGCGAGCGGUGAGAACACGCACCCUCUACAGUGUAUGUGUGGCAACAAUAUGUCUGCGCCACUGCUCGCCGAGGCUGUGACAGUGUCGGGGACGGAGAAGGAGACCGCAGCGGUCAUCUUCCUCCAUGGACUCGGAGACACUGGACACGGCUGGGCGGACGCCAUGACAUCAAUCAGGCUGCCGUAUGUGAAGUACAUCUGCCCUCAUGCGCCUCGAAUUCCUGUCACACUCAACAUGAAGAUGACCAUGCCUUCCUGGUUUGACCUGAUGGGCCUCAGCCCUGACUCCCCAGAGGAUGAGGCUGGAAUCAAGAGAGCUGCAGAAAACAUUAAGGCCAUCAUAGACCACGAGGUGAAGAAUGGAAUCCCGGCGAAUCGUGUGCUCCUGGGUGGAUUUUCACAGGGCGGUGCUCUGUCUCUUUAUACAGCCCUAACCUGUCAACAGCAGCUUGCUGGUGUUGUCGCUCUUAGCUGCUGGUUGCCGCUUCAUAAAACCUUCCCCCAGGCGGCUAGUGGAAGUGGCAAUAAGGACACUCCCAUUCUGCAAUGCCACGGGGAGAUGGACCCUAUGAUACCUGUGCAGUUUGGGGCGAUGACUGCAGAAAAGCUGAAGAUCAUUGUCUCACCACAGAAAGUUACCUUCCGUACUUACCCUGGCCUCAUGCACAGCUCCUGCCCGCAGGAGAUGUCUGCAGUGAAGGAGUUCAUUGAGAAGCAAUUGCCUAGAAUCUGACCUCACGUUGACUCCACUGUGACCCCCAGACAGUGAUCUCUCACCUCUGACCUGCCAUUUUCUCACAGGAAACAGCCAUGAGCACCGUUCUAUUCUCACACACACAUACAUUCCUACACAUCCACAAACACCAGAUCAACAUAUAUACAAGUGUUUCCAUACACAUACUGUGAACAUGAACAUUUUUACACACAGGAUUUUAAAGCCUUUUUCAACACAGCUACCCAUACAGGUGAAAUCAGACAGCUUGGACACUGUACACACCUUCUGCAAACGCACAUGGUCAGAACACACUGAACCGAUACACAAGUGAACCACACAUGCUUUACUUGGUCUUACUGCUAAAGGGAGUAUUGCUACAGUGCUGGAUAUCUCCCAAGUAGUUGUCUCACACACCAUUCAUCCAUUCAUCUCCCUCCUCUGUCUUCUUUUUCCUGGAGCUUAUUCUUCAUCUCCACCUUGAGUCCCUUUCUCAUUCUCCCUCUAGUGCUGUGCGUGUGUCAGUAAGUGGGUCAGUUUACAGGCUAUUUCCAGUUUUUCAAGGCCACCAACCCUUCCUCGGCCUCACUCAGGUUUAAGGGAACAACGCACCCAGAAUCCUGUAGUUCUGCUCACGAGGCCUGUGUGCACCACUGUCUUGGGUGGUCUGUGCAGCGCCAUUCUACAAGUGUUACCCACAGUGCAUUGCUGCUGUGGCCUUCCUCUGUCAUGGAAGUUGGCAGUGCUGCUCAUGGGAUGCUCCUGCCUGUACUCAAAUCUUACAUCUAAAAGGUUUGAAACAUUUGAAUAAAACAAAUUAAUGACUAAUUAAAA
Molecule: messenger RNA, 1953 nt
Organism: Scleropages formosus (Asian bonytongue)
Lineage: Eukaryota; Metazoa; Chordata; Actinopteri; Osteoglossiformes; Osteoglossidae
Gene: lypla2
Product: lysophospholipase 2
Exons: 10
Coding region: 442-1140 (232 amino acids)
Biological process (GO): protein depalmitoylation
Cellular component (GO): cytoplasm
Molecular function (GO): palmitoyl-(protein) hydrolase activity; carboxylic ester hydrolase activity
Source: RefSeq, a predicted model, not a curated record